Molecule: messenger RNA, 1379 nt
Organism: Diabrotica virgifera virgifera (western corn rootworm)
Lineage: Eukaryota; Metazoa; Arthropoda; Insecta; Coleoptera; Chrysomelidae
Product: 26S proteasome regulatory subunit 6B
Exons: 6
Coding region: 99-1328 (409 amino acids)
Biological process (GO): proteasome-mediated ubiquitin-dependent protein catabolic process
Cellular component (GO): proteasome regulatory particle, base subcomplex
Molecular function (GO): proteasome-activating activity; ATP binding; ATP hydrolysis activity
Source: RefSeq, a predicted model, not a curated record
CGAUUACAUGUGACAUUUGACGAAUGACUGACACAUUGGAUUUGUCAAAGUCAAAAGUCAAAAUUUGAAGAAGAAAACAAUUUUACAAGUCAUCAACCAUGGAGGCUAUGGAUAUUGUUAUACCAGAAAAAGAAGAAGGUAGUCCUUCGGAAGUAAAACAAGUGCUGCAGGAUGUGGAUACUGAAGAUUUGUACACUAAAUAUAAAAAACUUCAACAACAGUUGGAGUUCUUGGAGGUUCAAGAAGAGUACAUUAAAGAUGAGCAAAGGAAUCUCAAAAAGGAGUAUUUACAUGCUCAGGAAGAAGUGAAGCGUAUCCAGUCUGUCCCGCUUGUUAUUGGACAGUUUUUAGAAGCUGUAGAUCAAAACACUGGCAUUGUUGGCUCAACUACAGGUUCAAAUUAUUAUGUUAGAAUCUUAUCAACAAUUGAUAGAGAACUCUUAAAACCUUCUGCUAGUGUUGCUCUUCAUAAACACAGCAAUGCCUUAGUAGAUGUCCUACCACCAGAGGCAGAUUCUUCAAUAAGCAUGCUCCAGGCUGAUGAAAAACCAGAUGUUCAAUACAGUGACAUUGGAGGUAUGGAUAUGCAGAAACAAGAAAUUAGGGAAGCUGUAGAGUUACCUUUGACUCACUUCGAAUUGUAUAAACAGAUUGGUAUUGAUCCCCCCAGAGGUGUGUUGAUGUAUGGACCUCCUGGAUGCGGGAAGACUAUGUUGGCCAAAGCUGUUGCUCAUCAUACUACAGCUGCCUUUAUUCGUGUAGUCGGAUCAGAAUUCGUACAGAAAUAUCUUGGUGAAGGUCCUCGAAUGGUUAGAGACGUGUUCCGUCUAGCAAAAGAAAAUUCUCCAGCAAUCAUCUUUAUUGAUGAAAUUGAUGCAAUCGCUACCAAACGUUUUGAUGCCCAGACAGGUGCUGAUCGUGAAGUCCAGAGAAUUUUAUUGGAACUGCUUAACCAGAUGGAUGGUUUUGAUCAGACAACAAAUGUUAAGGUUAUCAUGGCAACUAACAGAGCUGAUACAUUAGAUCCUGCACUUCUGAGACCUGGUCGUCUGGACAGAAAAAUCGAAUUUCCUUUACCAGAUAGAAGACAAAAGCGUUUGAUUUUCAGCACUAUCACAUCUAAAAUGAAUUUGUCAGAGGAGGUCGACUUGGAGGACUAUGUAGCUAGACCAGACAGAAUAUCAGGAGCAGACAUAAACGCCAUCUGCCAGGAAGCCGGUAUGCAUGCCGUCCGAGAAAACCGUUACAUCGUUUUACCUAAAGAUUUCGAGAAGGGUUAUAAGAAUAACAUUAAGAAGGAUGAGAGCGAGCACGAGUUUUACAAAUAGUUUAUUUAUAUUUUUUAUUAUUACUAAUCUAAUAAAGACUUGUAAAAUGUA